UGGCGGUGCCACAGCCUUUCCGAAGAUAAGGGGAAUAAAGAAGCCACCUCCCCAGCUGUCAUCCUCUGGUGGCAGAUUGAGCAAGAACCUUCUGAGCACUGCAGAGAAGACAACCCAUCAAGCCUCAGAUGACGAGCAGCCCUGUGGCCUGGUCAAGAAAAGGAAUAGGAUGAGUGACUGUCUUCAGAAAAGCAGCGCUGUGAAUGCUGCCUCAUCUUGGAAUCAAGUACAGCAUUCAAAGACUUCCUCAGGAAGAAGGCAAAGCAGAUCCCAAGAAGCCCAGGUCUCUUCCCAGCUGAGACGCAGCCUGCUUGGCAUCUCCCAGGCUGCAGCAGAUAGACUCGUGGAAACGGUGUCCAGUGAGGGAAGGCAGGAGCGGACUGCACUUGGCUCCCAGUAUCAGGCUGCUUCAGGAAGCAAGCUGUUCCUCGACUUUCAGUCCAUGAAGAUCAUUAAGGAAGGUGCUGAUGAGGACAGUGCUAGCGACCUGUCAGACUCAGAGAGAGUAGCCAUUCCUCCUUCUCCAUUCACGCCUCCAGACCUCAACCUUCGCGCGGAAGAGAUUGACCCAGUUUCCUUCGAUCUUCACCCAGACCCGGGCCGGGCGGAGCGUGAGCACGGCUACCCUGACUUUCUUCCGCCUCCUUUCAGCUCCUGGGACCUCCAGGAUAUGGCUGUCAUUCUGAACACAGAGUGCAGGAAUGACGCCCUGCCUCGGGCCACCGGAUUCCUUGGGAAGUAUAUAGACAGACUUCUUCAACUAGAAUGGAUGCAAAUCCAGACUGUGCAGUGUGAGAAGGCCCGAGCCUCCAAGGCCAGGCCCUCCGGUGCCUCUGGAGUGCUGAAAAGCCCUGGACGGGGAAAGCUCCUUACUGGAGCUCUGUCCAAACCCUUAUCUUCCCCAGAAGGGAUUUCAAAGCCAGGCCCUUCUCGAAAGAAAGGUUUUCAUCAUCACGAGGACGCUCACCCAUCUUACUAUGCGUUUGAGACUUUGCCUAGAUCUGUGGAUGGGCCUGGUCGCCCCAGGCUGUGUCCUCAGAACCAAGCCUCGGAACUGAGGACGGAAAAGAAGAAGAAACAAAGUAAAGGCCCCAAGCUUCAGCUUGGCGCUCCACCCUGCGCCGAGGGCAACCCUGCUAUGGAAGCCAGUGGUAACAUCAGACUCCCCAAGCAGUCUGCUGUGCUUCUGGACCCACUGGACUCCUGCAGGGCCUCCAGGGCACAAGCACACUUGGACCUGAAGAAAAAAGGGACUGCAGAUAACUGUGGCUUUGCCCCUUCAUCCGGUGAGAAAAAACUCAAAACAAAUGGAGCCAAACACAGCACAUGUAAGUUAAAGUGACCCGAGAGGUAAAGAAUUGUAAAGACCUGCAGCCGUCUGAAAAUGGGGACUCAUCCCAGAGGGAUGCUGAGCUUGACCGCAUUUGUAGUAACUGACUCAAGUAGCCAGCCGGCUCUCCAGUGACCCCGCCACCUCGACAGUUAUUUUCAGAGUAAGCCUCAGUAUGCUGUUCUCUGCGUAGACAGUCGUGAGCAUUGGAGGGUCCUGUAGGUAAAAAAAUGACCCCAAUGUGUCUAGGACACAAAAGAUUGAAACAGCAGUGCCAAGUGGCCAGCG
Messenger RNA from Acomys russatus (golden spiny mouse), 1618 nucleotides. RefSeq names its product family with sequence similarity 217 member B (gene Fam217b). Lineage: Eukaryota; Metazoa; Chordata; Mammalia; Rodentia; Muridae. The record is from RefSeq and is a predicted model, not a curated record.